UUUUCUGAUGGUGAUUUCCUGGAGUAAAGCAAGUCUGCAGAAGAAGAAAAAAUCUUAUUACUGCGUGAUAAACAUUCACCGCGUUGAACUCGUUGAGCAUCAGCUGGGGAAACUCAUAUGCCAUAUGAGAUGGUGGUUUGGGUUGCUGGUCGUGGAGUUGCCUUUUAUCUUGGAUUUCCUGCUACCAGUUGGGCAGGUUCUUGCCUUGUCGGUGAUCUUAUAUGGUUCAUCAAAACAUCUAUCGGGAAAGUUUUCCCCCCAACAGCUCAGGGUUAGCGACGACAGCAUGUCUAGCUUAUCCAAUCCUGAAUUUAGGACGGUGCAUCAGUACAUCACAUGGGAGGUGGUCUGCCACUGGGAUAAUUUGGUACCACCCGUACUGGCAGUGGUCGUACAGUCUCUACUACUAGCAUACAGCAUACUGGUCCAUUUUCUCUGCUCAAUGCUCACACCAACCAAUUGGCUCUUUUCCAGCACGUGGACUUGCUCUUAUCUUAGUUCUCCGUACCGUAUCUAAUCUCUUUGUAACUACCUUUAUAAAUGAAUGCAGUACACAGCUAAAACUUGCUAGAUACAGAUGAACAGAGCCUGAAAAAGGUUCACUGCUUUAGUUCAGCAGCUAUGGCAGGUCCUAACAUAUGAUGAUAACUUCUUUUCAUACCCUCUUAUUAUCCACAUUUGCAUUUUACAACCUAUGCAUUGUUCACUUGGAACUGUGCGAGGACUGGUCAUUGGACCAUGACUUGAUGCAACAUUAAUAUUUUCUUUUAAUACUUCCAUUCCAAGCUGCUGUUGUUAUUUGCAUAUUUGGGGGUAUGUAGGUCCACCAUGCAGUAGCGCUCAGAUUCUGGAUCAUAGAUGACCCCAUCGUACAGUGUUUCUUUCAAUGCAAGUUUGUAUGGUAGUAUGGUACUACUACAAUCUGGGAAAAAAAAUGAAAAGAGAAAUGUUUGUAUGGUGCCAGCCAGCUUUUAUCCAUAGGAUAGAACAAUGAAGGGAAAAAGUAAUUGAUUUUUUUUUCAUUAUUAAAGACACUUAUGGAAGGAUUGAUGGUUGCUCAUACUACAAUGACAAGCAGUUUAUAUGUAAUCAUCACUUCAUCAGGUGUAAUCAACCCUACCGAGGUUAUAUUAAGGAUAUGCUUCAGCACUCCACCCACCCACCCCACUAAAUCUAACCCAUUUCUUUGCAGCAAAAGAUGCCUCGAGCCUGUGGAUGGUAUAGCAGUGCAAAAUUCCAAUCGAAGAAACCAAAAGGGAGGCAGCAAAAAGACAGAUCAAAUGGAUUCACCAACUGAUGAUCUAUUCAUCUGGCAUGGCCAGCUGGCCGUGCAUAUACAUUGCAGACCACUAGAAUUACAAGAACCUUAUCACUAUCAUUUGCUGAACAGAAAUCCUGGUAGCUACCUAUCUCCAAUUCCAUGUCUCCAACUCCAAGAACAAGUAUUGAUGCUAACAUGAGUGUGGAAAUGGGGGUAGCAGAACGUAGCCCUGGUGAGAGGUUGCAAGUUUUGAAGGCAUCAGCUUCAGCAUCAAUGGCUUAUUCAAUUGCUCAGUUCCCAGUCAAGUGGCAAUCCAUUAAGUGCAAGCUUCAGCAACUCUGUUCCAACCUGAAUGCGCGAGAAGACGACGGCAGCUCCGAUGAACAUAUGAUUCUUGUUCAGUUCCUUCAGGCGGCUAUGGCAACAGUAAGUCAUAUUCAAGCUAUUGCUUCUCAAUGCAGUGAUGAAACAUACAAUGGUGGAAGGCUUCGACUGAGGAGUGAUUUGGAUAACAUCAGCUCCAAGCUUGAUGUCCACCUGAAGGACCUCAUGGAGAUGGUUUGCUCCAGAACUUCAGUGCAUUCUCAAGCUGUCGUCGCAACGAGGCCUGCCAUUGAUGCCAGCCUAAGCCACAAGAGGUUCUACAUCAAUGAUCUCUUCUUGAGGGUGAGGAUUGGGGACUUGGCUCAGAGAAACCAAGCCUUGAUCACCAUUGGAGAGCUCCUUUCUGAAGAUAUCGAGUAUGUAAGGUUUGUUGCGCUUGACAUAGAUGGCAUCAUCACUCUCCUAAUCAGCUCUCUGGAAUCAGGAGACACAUCCAUUCAAGAGCAGGCUGCAAGAAUUAUCUCCCUUAUUGCAGGCCACGAUUCCUAUAGAGGAGUGCUUGUGAAAGCAGGGGUGGUUGCUCCACUUGUCCAGUUACUGGAUAGUGCAAGCACCGCCACUGUUUCAUCAAGGGAGAGAGCAGCUCAUGCAUUGAGGGAGCUGACGAGCAACUCCGACAACGUGUGGGCUGUAUGCGCACAAGGUGGCCUCACCGUGCUCCUGACCGUCUGCGCCAAUGCCAGCAGCAAAGGCAAGCUGGUAUGCUCGGCUUUCGCUGUGCUGAAGAACCUGAGCAGGGUGGAGGAGGUGAAGAUGUUCAUGGUGGAAGAAGGUGCAAUUCUGGAGCUGGUGAAGCUGUCCCGGCAAAAGGAGGAAGAACGCAAAGUUGGAUCAGUUGAGCUGCUCCAUCACAUGGCUUUGGCUGAUGCCAACGUCAGACAAGCAGCGAUCAGCAUGGGAGUGAUCCAAUCACUCACUCAGCUGAUAAACCCUGGUUUACCAUACUCAUGCAAAGCCAGGGAGGUUGCUUUCUCAGCCAUUUCUUUCUUCUGCUUCCCUUCUAAAACUCUGACAGAUGAUCUCGUCAACUCCAAUUUUCUUAGAUGGCUUUUUUCAUAUCUCAACAAUGGCGAUUAUGCUGUCCUGGAAUGCACCCUCAACAUCCUUGUACAGCUAACAAGGAUUUCUGAGGAAUAUAACAAGAUUGUGGGCAGGGCAGGUUUCAUGACUGUCCUGGCAAGCUUGCUUCUAUCCAAAUUCUACCAAAUCCGGGAGAUGGCAGCACAAGUGCUCUGCAACCUACUGUUGCUUCAAUCUAAUCGUGUCGUUUUCGUGCAAGAUGGCGACAAUCUGAAUCAGCUGCUGCAGUCGCUUCAUCUCGGUGAUGGUAAGACGAUGGCGAAGAACUUGACCAUUUCUUGUGUCAUGUCGUUGGUAGAGACGAGCGAUGGAAGGAAGAGGAUCACGUCUUCUGAACAUUUCGGCAACUUAAAAGGAUUGGCCAAUUCCGGUGAUAUUUCUGCCAAGAAGAUCAUGAAGAAACUAUCUGCUAGCAAGUUGCAAACCAUUAUUACAAGAAUCCGGAUCACACGAGUCCCAUCUCGCCUUCCUCUGCAUGAUAACCACUUGAUUUGAUGGCUUCUUCAGUCUUGAACCACAAAUUCGUUCAUUCAUCUUUCAUCUUUGGCCUGCGUGCUGUCCAUAGUUGGUCUUUCUUAUGAUAGUCUGAUUGUUCACUACUCAUCGCCACGAUUCCUUUGCACUAUCCAUAAAAUUCUUUGGUGCAUGUAAAUCUCACUUGUUAUUAUCAUUUAUCAAUCAAUCGUUUGCUCGU
Messenger RNA from Oryza brachyantha (malo sina), 3419 nucleotides. RefSeq lists its product as uncharacterized. The record is from RefSeq and is a predicted model, not a curated record. Gene Ontology annotation, molecular function: protein binding. The transcript is spliced from 2 exons. Lineage: Eukaryota; Viridiplantae; Streptophyta; Magnoliopsida; Poales; Poaceae. The coding region runs from base 1421 to 3220 and encodes 599 amino acids.